AUGGCCCGAUUAACCCACAAGAUUCAGAAGCGUCCACCGCGCGUUGGCAAGAAGAAGUUGGCAGCACAGCAGAAAGCCGCCGCUGAUCGAGCUGCAAAGCUGGCUGCGUUUAAAGCCGCACAACUCCGAGGCGAUUUCGAUGAUGACGACGCAGAGGAGGAUAAAGAUAAUGACAUCGAAAUUUCCGAUGCUCCAGAUUACGACGGUAGCUGUGAUGAUGGUUCAAAUGCCGAAGAGCUUGAUCCUAAAGAUCCUGCAAGUCAAGGACUCGAUGCCCAGAAAGAUAAUAACCUCCCGCAAGACAACAACUUUACUACCCAUGGAUCCGUUCGCGAGGACGCGAAUCAGACGUCUGCUAUCUUAACUUCUGGUAAUCAAACUGAGGUCGCCAGUGAUGCCGAAGACAAUGAAGAUGAUGAGGAUAAUUUUAGCGUUGAUGAAGAGGACGAUGAAGAAAAUCUCAAUAUUACUGAAGAGGAAGAAGAUGCCAAUCCCAGCGUUGCUGAGGAAGAUUAUGAGAGUACGAUCAUGUCAGACGGCGAAGAUGAGGAUGAUGAAAAUGGUAGCGUUGCUGUAAAGGAAGAAGAAGAGAGUGAUGCUUCGACCCCCGGCACUCCUAAUGGAGAUGAUGAGAAUGAGAAAGCCAGCGUUGCUGAAGGACAAGAUGAAGACAAUGCGAUCAUCAUUUUAGAUGACGAAAAUGAUGAUGAUUACAACGUUACCGUUGCUGAAGAGGAAGAUGAUGACAUGGUCAGCGUUUCUGAAGAUGAUUAUGAGAAGACUGCGAUUAAUGACGAUGACGACAAUAUUGGCGAUGUUGAAGAAGAGGAAGAGAGUUAUGCCUCGCCUCCCAGCCUUCCUCAUAUUGAACCUCUUGUGUCUUCGGAUGCGCCUAGUUCUCCACACGGCAGCGUCUCUGCCGAGAAUCCGCAUACCCCAAGUGCACCACACCGCAGUAUCUCUCCCCAGCAUCCGCCUGCUGCAGAUUCACCACACCGCAGUGUCUCUCCCGAGCAUCCCUUUGCCACACGUUUUCCACGCCGAAGCGCGUCUCCAGAGGAUCUGUCCGUGGCCCGCCUGCUCAAUUCACCCCAAUCCUCAAUCCCACCAUCUCAAGCUUCCGAGUUCGCCGCCGCGCCGGCCAAAUAUCCCGAAUCUGCACCAGGAGCGGAUAAUUCCGGGGAUGAGGAAGAAUCUGUGGUCCCGACCCCUGCCGCCCCCUUAAACACCCGUUCCCGCGAGGUACGCUCAGCGAGGCCUGAGAGAAGGAUCUCCGCCGCGAGCCAGGCGGAAGUUAAUGCCUCGUACGAGCAAUCGUACCUCUGGUAUUAUCUUCCGCCUGUCGCUCAAGGCAAGCCGGCCGCGCGCGGUGCAGAAUCCCCCCGCGGAAAGACGUGGGAGGGCCCGGAGCGACAGCUCCGGAAGAAGCGUGGGGACUCCACAGACAAAGUGGGAAAGACGCGAAAGGCCUACCAGAAGCCUUCGGCUCCAAGAGCCACGCGAUCCGCCAAGAAGGCGGCAGCUCCCAGUGACUAA
This is a messenger RNA of Tricharina praecox, 1536 nucleotides long. RefSeq lists its product as uncharacterized. Lineage: Eukaryota; Fungi; Ascomycota; Pezizomycetes; Pezizales; Pyronemataceae. The record is from RefSeq and is a predicted model, not a curated record. Bases 1 to 1536 code for a protein of 511 amino acids. The transcript is spliced from 6 exons.